UUAGUGGUUCACCCAGUUCAUGUGUUUCUGGCGUAAAAAGAAGCGCCCAGCGCGCCGUUUUUUGGCUUGUCAACUGAAACCACGCAACAAUUUUCAUUUUACUAAUCUUGAUAAAUGUUAAAUAUUGCUCAAAUGUUACGUGCAAAAUAUUACGGCUAUCAAUGCGUCGGCCAGAGUUGAGUGACAUCGUUUAACAGUGAGAAGUUUGAAAGCGCAAAGAUACUUUUCCCCGUCGUUUUGUGCCGCGAACUUCUAACAUGCCUCUGUUGAAAAGAAAAGCCUUUGAGAAAUCGGCGGUGUCGGAGUACCUACGGGACGACGAUGAGGUGUUCCACUGCGAGAUCACCGACGAGAUAUUCAAAGAUUACGAGGAAUACUGUGAAAGGGUCAUUCUCGUCAACUCCAUGGUAUGGACAUGUGAAAUGACUGGAAAGAAUAACCUGACAUACGCCGAGGCUCUGGAGAGUGAAAAAACAGCACGGAGGUCCCUCAAAGAUUUUCCCAUGGAGCUGCGGAUACCGAUACUGUACCUUGCAACAAAGACCAAGAGAUGUUCCUUUGCGGAGAUGUCAGAGGACGUGUUCAACUUUGUGAGGGAGAGGUUCUUUGUUGGGGAGACAGUGGAAGCCUGCCUGGAGGGAGACAUGUGGUGUGAGGCCCAUGUUCUGUCUGUCACUGCACAGAAACAGCGCCCUGACAGCAAAGCCAUGCUCCCACCGACAGCAUACUGCUACGAGGUGGAGCAGUUUGCGGAGGACCCCAUGGAGGCGGGUCAGAUAGGCACCGCGCCGCACGACCGCGUGCGCCGGCGCAAGGGCGUGUACACCAGGGACAAGAACAGACUGUUCCUCAAACAGUUUGUGGCACCAGGUCCUGUUAUUGGAGUUAAGAAAUCAGCAUUAGACAAGUAUAACAUAGCCAAAGUGAACUUUGAUCAGAUAUUCACGGGUAGUCCACCCGAUUUCCCUUCAUCAAAAAAGCUGAUCAAGUCCAGUAUGUCGCCACCUUCCACUUCAAAGUUGCCAGCUAAACCAGGCUCAGCUACUAAACUGUCAUUGAACAAACCCAGUCCAGACAAGAAAGGACGACAGGAAUCUAUGGACAAGUUUAUCAAGAAAACAGAAAAGACAGAAGUGAAACCCAAAGCCCCCAUGGACCCGGCAGCAAGAAAGACACAACAGGACCUAGUAGACAAGAUGCGCAAAGCAGAGGAAUUGUUGCGACAGCGUAAAGAAGAAGAGAAGUUAAAGAAGAAGGAGAAAAACGCGCUCGUAAUGGCGUUUAUGAAGGAGUGGCAGAAGGUCAAGGAUGAUCAGGAAUUGGAAGAUCAUAAGAUGUUACCAAAAGGCACGGUAGUGGAAGUAGAUGGGAUAUCGCACAAGCAUUUCGGGGAUUUCCUGUCAGUUCUGGAAUUUGUGCAGAAUUUUUCGGAAAUUCUCAAAGUCAAAGACGUGUUUCACAAUGAGCUGGACAUGGAGACCUUCAGGAAGUCGUUGACUGCGAAGGAGCAUGCGUGGAUGUUCAGUGAGCUGGUGCAGAUGAUGCUGGCGACAAUAUUCUCUUUGCAAGAGGAUGAGGCUGAAGAGUAUAAUGAGAAGAAAGGGAUUCAGGAGUCUGUUGAGAAUGAACAAAUAGAAGGGCCCGCAAGUACCAUGAGAGCAACAGAAUUGGCCACAAAGGCUGGCAAAUGGGCGCAGACUUAUCUCGGCACUUCACUAAGCAAGCUCCCACUAGACCCUACUACUGUCAGUGAAGUGUUACGUCUGCAUUUGCUGUCGUCGGGCGGCGCGGCGGGCGCGCGCUGCGCGGCGUGGCGGCACCACCAGCGCGGCGGCUACUCCAGCGCGGACGACCCCGCGCUGCAGCUGCGAGCCUCCGCCCCCGGCGUGCUGCGGAGACUGAGGACGCGUCACCUCGCUGACUUGCCCAUGGAUGACAAAUUCCUUAUACUACAGUGCCUUAUGAACCAAAUAUUAAGUUAUGCUACAGUACGGGACCAAAUUGAGGAGAAAAUUGAGGAAUACAAAAACUUAAAGCAGGCUUUAAGAACAUUACAAAUAAGUGAACGCAAACGCGAGCCCCAACUGUCCGCAGCGCGCGUCGAGCUAAAGAAGGAGACGGCUCAAAAGAAGGAGGAGCUCAAGCUGACCGGAGACAAGGCGCGCCAGGCCGACGAGCAGCUCGCCGAAGCCAUAGACAAGCUGAAGAAGGAGAGUGACGCGAAGAGAGUGGAGAAUGAAAAGAAGAACAAGGAGUUGCAGGCUCAACUCUUUGAUUAUACCACUUAUCUUGGUUCGGACCGCGCGUUCCGCCGCUACUGGCUGAGCCGGCGCGUGGCGGGGCUGUUCGUGGAGGCGGGCCCCGAGCCGCGCGGGCCGUGCCGCCACAAGCCGCUGCCGCCGCCGCCCGCGUCCAACGACGACGUCGUGGCCUACGUCACCGAGCUCUACCACGCUGAGAAGGAGCAGGCCGGCAGCGACAAGGAGAACGAGUCGGCGGCGAACUCCCGCAGCGGCUCGCCCAAGAAGCCGCUGGCGCACUUGAACGGGCUCGCACACAAGCUGAACGGCGUGGACUCCACCACGCUGCACUGCCGCGAGCUGCUGCUGUGCACCGCCGACCCCGACACCUGCUAUGUGCAUGGCAAGGGUGACUACAGACCUCAAUGGUGGGUGUACAACACAGAGGAACAAAUAGUAGCUCUAAUAGAGUCAUUGAACAAGAGAGGACUCAGAGAGAGUGAGUUGAGGCAGAAUUUGGAGCAGGAUAGAGGCAACUUAGUGGAAUAUAUCAAAAAGUGUCCACUCGCUUACCUCACACCUGGAGCUGCACAGUCUCAACCACAAAUUGCUCCAUCCACUCGACGUCGAAUACAGCCUUCGCUGAAAGUUCCGCCCGACUGUUCGCUGUCAGAGGCUCUGGAAUUGUCUCUGCGGGACCAUAUCCUAGAGUUGGAGGAGAAGAUCUUCCACGGAUGUCUCGGCGCUAUCAAAGUUAAGGACCGCGAGGCGUGGCGCGGCACGAUCAUGCUUCGCGGGUACGACAAGCAGGCGGACUACCUCAGCUGGGGGCCGGCCAAGCAGUUCCGCGACGACUACCACCAGCCCGACGGCGUGCUGCGCCUGCCGCACGACAUCGAUAAAUCCGAGAUAGAGUCAGUACCGGAGAACAAGUACCGGGAUCCGGGGCACUGCCUGGAGGCGGCGCGGCGCAACGGCGUCAAAGCCGAGCCGGAGGAGGCGGGCGCGGCUCCCAACGUGGUGCGCGGGCUGGCGUGCGCGCUGCUGCAGGUCGCGCAGGCCAUACACCACAAGUACCUCAAGAGGCCGCUGGGUCUCGACGAGAAGGAGCGCAAGGACCGCGAGGCGCGCAACAAGCCGCUGGAGCUGGAGGCGCUGGAGCGCUGGGAGGUGUCGCUGCUGGAAAGCCGCAGCUGGGCGGCGCUGGCGCUGCACCUGCUGGCGCUGGACAGCAGCGUGAGCUGGGCCGCCAGCGUGCUCAACGCGAGCUGCCGCGUGUGCCGCCGCCGCACCGACCCCGACAACAUGCUGCUGUGCGACGGCUGCAACAAGGGCCACCACCUCUACUGCCUCAAACCGCAGCUGACGAAAGUGCCAGAAGGCGAUUGGUUCUGCGAUCAAUGUAAACCAAAGGAAAAGACGCCACGGAAAAAGAGAAAACUUUACAUAGAUGAACAAGCUGAAGAGGAUUUAGACGAGAGUUCGGAGUCGUUCGAUGCGGAGGCGGCGCUGUCGCUGUGCGGCGCGUGCGGCAGCGGCGGGCGGCUGGCGGCGCAGUGCCGCGCGUGCGCCGCGCGCUUCCACGAGGAGUGCGCCGCGCCGCGCCAGCGCCUCUCGCGCCGCUUCCUGUGCGACGCCUGCUCGCAGCCCACCAGAGCGCAAGGCAGUCAGCGACGGUGCGCGGCCGCCGCCAUCACAAACAUACAGCAGUACGCGCGAGAGAUUAACAACCGAAGGAUAUCUUCCGAUUCAGAAGACAGCGAGUACAACUCGACGCUGGUGUCGCUGAAGGGCAGGAAGGCGCGCGGCAGCAAGGAGCCGUCGCCGAUGCUCAACGGGACGGCGAACAAGGGACGCAAAUCAAAAGAAGUGUUAAAUGGCAGUACAACAAGAAGAUCAAAAUCACUCACAAAUGGAGUGCACGAAGAAACCAGAACGGGCAAGAAGCGCGGGAGGAGAGAAAUGGCCGAGGAGGUGCUGCACACAGAGGCGCUGGCUCAGCUGCUGAGGGACACCAUGAAGCACCGGGACAGCUGGCCCUUCUACGAGCCCGUGCCACUCGACCAGGUUCCGGAUUAUUUGGAAGUGAUUGAGCAGCCCAUGGACUUGUCCACGAUCAAGGCCAAGUUGGAGAGUGAACAGUACGACAGCGACGCGGCGCUGCUGGCCGACGUGGCGCUCGUGUUCACCAACUGCUACAACUACAACAAGGACACGCACCCGGUCGCCAAGGCGGGCUUGCGGCUGGAGAAGUACGUCAACAAGCGGUGCGCCGAGCUCUCCCUGCCCGCGCUGCCCGCCUCCAGCACCGAGGAGGGUGCGGAGGAGGACGACCCCCCGCGCAAGCGCGCCAAGCACAACUGACCGCCGCGCUACGGCGACUACGUGCUCUACUGAGCACGCGCCGAAACUACACCAGUGAUGCGUUACGGCGACUACUUGCUCUACUGAGCACGCGCCGAGACUACACCAGUGAUGCGUUACGGUGACUACUACGUGCUUUACUGAGCACGCGCCGAGACUACACCAGUGAUGCGUUACGGCGACUACUUGCUCUACUGAGCACGCGCCGAGACUACACCAGUGAUGCGUUACGGUGACUACGUGCUCUACUGAGCACGCGCCGAAACUAUACUAGUGAUAUGGACAGUUCACACGUUAGCGAAUCGUUGUUUAUUAACCGACUUAAAAAGGAGGAGCUUCUUAAUUGGACGCGUAUGUUUUUUUUUUUUAAUUUUUUGUUACCUCAUAUCUUUGUCAUUUAUUAAACAAUUUUGAAUUUUCUUUUUAUUUGAAAGAGUAUGCUUCCAGAUUAAGCCCAUUUCAUUAUCAUGAAAUUCGAUUUAUAAUAGUUUUAUGUUAAAAUCAAAAUAAUUAAACUACAUCUUUGAAGUCAGUUGAUUUUUUAUGUUAAAAAUAUUCAAUCGUAACUUAAUACGAUUCUAAUUUUUUUUAGAACCAUCGUGAAUAUUAUUUUAUUAUGAAACACGGCUGUGUCGUUGCGAGAACCAGCUCAUGAUUAAUGGCCUCGUAUACAUUGCGUAAACUGCAACAGGCAUAGUAUGACGUAUAAUGUAAGUUUUAGCCGUGUUUCAUAAUAAAUUAUUAUUGAUCCGAUUCGUUUUUAUUGUAUGCCUGACUGUUUAAAAUGUAGUAAACGUGAUUCGUUUAAUAAAUUUGUUUAAUGAGAAAUCACUAAAGCGAACUUCUAAAUGAUGAAGCACUCGAAGUGUUUGACACAAUUUUUGUUUUUUUUUUUAUUUUUUUUUUGUGCAUUAUGAAUAGCGCACCGCGUAGAAAUCUUAUCAUAAAUCACCAUUCGGUUCAUAAUUGUGAAUAAUGUAUGUAAACCUUAAUUAAUUUUAGUGCAUGUGUGAAACUGUGUACAAGCCAUUUGGUGUUAGUGGGCUUUCAAUUGUGUUUUACAAAAUAUUGUAUGUAACAUAUAAAAUUAAUAGUAUUUUCAGUCAAUUACGAUGUAAACAAAUGCUUAAAUUCCAUUGACAGAUGUCAAGGUACAGCUAUCUGUCCUUUUCACAAUGUGCCUCAUGGAAAGGGAUGAAAGAACUGUUUAACAUAGAAAAAGUUGUAAUACUCAAUUAGGCGGGCGAUAUUUGUAUUAAAAACUAAAAAAGAAUCUACAAGAAAAAUAUUCUAUCACUUUUAAGUGAACUUUACAUUCAAAAUAUUUAAAUUAAUGCUUACCCUUGACAAUGGUUAUUAUCAUCGAUCUCCUAUUAAAAAGUGGAUGCACAAUCAGCGACCAAAAAACGUCCCCACUCAAUGCGUGCCAAACACAACUUCUUGGCACUCAAUUCAAGUAAUGGUAUUUGCAAAUUCAACCUUAAACUCAAUCCUUAAGGUUGAUUUUGCUUUGAAUUUAGGAUUUUAUUGAGUAUUAGACUGUAAUUAAAGGCUUUUAGGUAUAAUUUUCUUUACCAAUAAUCUAAAGGCCAGUUUCUAAGUGAAUAUUUCUACAUGAUUGUGCAUCCUUUUAUUAUAAGAGGUCAACGUUUAUUAUUGAUGAUUUUGUCAUUUAACUGACCUGUAGUACCAACAUGCGACCAGUGACAAAGAGAAAUAGACAAAAUGUCGUCCAAUGGCUUUAAAAGAUAGGGGUAUUUCCGGAUGAGCCGCUGUUGGUUGAAAUUUGUCUAUUUACCAGAUAUUAUCGUUGGUCGCAUGUUAUCACCACGUGCUUACCCUGGCCACAACCGAUGCACGCCACUGCUUAUUUAUUUCAUUAUAAAUAUGUUGUACUCUCGUCUUCGUGAAUUGGCGUCAAUUAAAAUGUUGCCAUACAUUUUAUAAUUCAACAACAACAAAGAACAAAAUGUUUGUUUAAAUAGUUCAUGAUGGUCUGCAAUUGUCAGACAUACCUCUUUUUAUAAAGUCUGCAAGUUUGUCAGCAUAUGUUACCUUAAAAGUGUGGUAAGUCAAUAUGUUAUUUCAUCUUAGAUUGCAUCAUCACUUACCAUCAGAUGAGUUUGUAGUCAUGGACUUACUUGUAGACAAGAAACAAAAAAAUAUUAUAUUUAUUAAAAAAAAAAAAAUUUGACGGCCUCAUUGGCGCAGUGGUAUGCGCGGUGGAUUUACAAGAUGCAGGUCCUGGGUUCGAUCCCCGGCUGGGCCGAUUGAGAUUUUCUUAAUUGGUCCAUGUCUGGCUGUUGGGAGGCUUCGGCCGCGGUUAGUUACCACCCUACCGACAAAGACGUACCGCUAAGCGAUUUAGUGUUCCGGUACGAUGUCGUGUAGAAACUAAAAGGGGUUAAAUUAGCCCGCUUCCAUCUUAGACUGCAUCAUCUCUUACUAUCGAAUAAAUUUGAUUAAUAAGCUUAGAACAAUUAAAUAUGGUUAAUAUAUUUUAUAAACAAACCAUACAUAGUUGAAAAUAAAUAAGUUAUGAAAUGACAUGCAUUUUCUAUUUUCAUUUCUUAUUACUUUGUUGGUAAACAGUACCCAUCAAGACAGGCUGUAAUAUAGUUGUUAAAUUUCGUAUAUGUCCCCUAAUUAAUGUCAAAGUUAGUGAAUUGACCUGCUGGAGCUUUAAAACCUGCUAUUCCAAGCCUCGAUUCAAACUCUGUAAUUGGCUACCAUACUUACCUAUGGUAGGAGCAAAGGUUGACAAACAUUCAGCCUUUAGAAAAUGUGGUAUAUCUGUCCAUCGCAGGCUUUCAUUCUAUGAUUAGUAUGAUAGACUUGUAUAUUGGUAGAUUAGGUUAAUGCUUGCGGUGAUUCAUUAGAAAUUAAAAUUCAAUUUGACUGAACAUAUGUAGCGCGUCCAUAUGACUGUCUCGUUUUGUCUCUUGAUAAAAUCUACAAGUUGAGCGAGACAAAAUGCACCAAUCACCUCCCACUCUUUCAUCGGCGGGCCGAUUGCGUUGUUAGGUAUCCAAUAAAUCUAGUUUAUAUUGCAUUUUUUACAUGUUCAUUGUACCGUGGACGACCAGGCGAUGUUGCGAGAUGACAAUUCCUAGGUUAUAAGAAUUUAGAUUGUAAUUCACAUUGAGAUGUUAUUACCACUAAAAGCGCGGUGUCAUAAACUUGUGAAUCCUUCCCUUUUAGCCCUGUUUAUUAAUCAUUACCCACAAGCGGGACUAAUAUGGAACAAGUGUUGAUCUUGGUGGUUUUUAUCCAUACAUUAUUCUGUAAAGCUAGUUUUACACUCUUACUAGUGAUUAAAAUUAUAAUAUAAUUUAUUGCUGUCACAAUUUGCUUAUCGGAAGUAUCAACUAUUGGUUGAUUUUGUAUACUUUGUAGACAUUUGGCAAACCUCAUAAUUGCCAAUAUUGAACCGACCAUAUUAACUCCAGAAUUGGAUCGAAAAGUUUUGGGAUUGUGUUGUAGCCGCACUCUUGACAAAGAAUCUUUAGGGGUAAUAACAGCUCAAUAUAGUUAGUACUAAUUCCAUCGUGAAAUGUGAUCUAUUUGGCUCAUUUAGUUCUGAUUUAUUUGUUAUUUUUGUUUUUGUUUAACGUUUAAAGGUCCGUUUAUAUCUACAGACAUUAAGCGUGCCAGACACGUGCCGUGGCAGACAAAAUAAUAUUCUUCUAUACAGUGUUUAUUAACGUAUCUAUCGUAACUCGGCCGCGCAGACGUUGACAGACACGGGCCGCGCCCGGCCAGUAUUCGCGGAAAGAAUAUUUUGUCUGCGGUUCAUGUCUGAAAUAAAAUUGACAGCGCCUUACACAAAUGACAAUAAUACCGCCAUUAGCAAAUGACAAUUAGCGCCAUUAAGACAUUAGUGUCGCGUCUGUGGGACUUCUUUCAUGAAAAUGACUUUACCUGCUGGGCAGUGUGAACAGAGAUAGAUGUCUGCUACGCUACUUGUCUGUGACGCACUGUGUCUGUAGAUAUAAACGGACCAUAAGUCGCUUUAUAUGUUUUAUUUUAUUAAUCGAUGGAGUUGUAAGUUAACAAAGGUUAUAUUCAAAGUGCAGACUUCAGACCAUUUGUAUUUUACAACUAAUAUAGUAUAAUUAAAAGUAAGAGUCACAGGUACUUACUCUAGAACAAUGGGGAUGAUGACUAGGUUUGAAUAUAUUGAUUUUUAUGAUACAUUCGGGUAAAUAAGGUCAAUGUUAACUAAUUUAUACAUAAAAAGCAAAGAUUGACUGAAUAUUUGCUGAAUUUCAAAAUCUAUUAAAAUAUUUUAUCGUAAUUAGAUGAAAAUUCAUACAGUUUUAGCUUCCUUACAUUAAAUGUGACAUUUUUUAAUACAGGAACUAUAAACAUAAACGCGGAAAUAACAAAGAUAUUAGUAAUUUUUAUUUGAACGCCCAUACAAAUCUAUCGAUCAUUAUUGCCUACGUCAUAAGUUCGUACCAUUUUGUAUGGGGCGUUUCUCAGGGAUCCGCGGCAGCGCCGCAAAUCUGACCCUUUAAAUCCCUGUAGCCCCGAAAGUAAUGAUCGCAGAUACCUUGUUACUUUUACAAAAUUGCUUUACUAUUGGCAUACUCUUAAUUUAUAUACAAUUUAAAAAACUGUCAUCAUCCCUAUUAGUCUCGCCGGAGAAGAGAAAGGAAUCUGAGAUUUAAGGCUAAAUUGAUAUUAGUAACAAACUUUGGAGCUUCUGUGAACUUACAAAACCAUUGAUAUUCUUAUAUAUUGUGAACAGCAUGAAAGCAUUUUUUGAACAAUAAAAUUGUUGUUAUGAUUAUAAUCAUUUAUUAUUAUUUAAUUGACGUUUAAUCCGUGAAAAAAAAUGUUACAUUCAAUUAUUUCUAUCGUGGAUAUGCAUAAAAGAAAUACUAUAUUUUCAUAUUUAUACCAUAUGCUUUGACAAUCUAGUUGUUAAUCAUUAUGUUAAAAGUACUUCGUCCACGUGAAUUUAAUUAUUUCACGAAUCCCGCGGGAACCAUCAAUUUUUUCAGGAACAGGCCUAUAUGUUGGCCCAUAACCUCUUCUACAGAGAAAGAAAGACAGACAAUUGUUAAAAAUAACGUAAUGUUUUGACAAAAAUAAAAAUGCUUGUUUGUGAUUUGAUAUUGUGUAUGUGUAAACACUUGAGUGGUAUGCGCGGUGGAUUUACAAGACGGAGGUCCUGGGUUCGAUCCCCGGCUGGGCCGAUUGAGGUUUUCUUAGUUGGUCCAGGUCUGGCUAGUGGGAGGUUGCGGCCGGAUAAAUACUACCCUACCGACAAAGACGUACCGCCAAGCGAUUUAGCGUUCCGGUACGGUGUCGUGUAGAAACCGAAAGGAAAGUGGAUUUUCAGCCUCCUAACAAGUUAGUCCGCUUCCAUCUUAGAAUGCAUCAUCACUUACCAUCAGGUGAUAUUGUAGUCAAGGGCUAACUUGUAAAAUAAAGAAAAAAAGUUAUACAAAUGCUAAUAGUAGAAAACUUCUGUGAAUUUUUUCUUUGUCUGUAGAAGUACUAGGUACCUAACUCUAGAAGCAUUACUAUUUUCCCAUCUAAAGGGUUGCCAGCGAUUUUACAGAGACUGGCACAAGUAAGGCGUGCUGAAGGACCUGUUUCUUGCAUGCACAGAUGUUAGAUAGAUACUAUUGUUAUAACUCGUGCGCAUUAACUUGACGGCUGGCUACCAAACACAAACAGUACCUACAAACAUCAUUCGAGCCAAGUAUCAAGUUGAUCCGCACGAGCUGUAUAUUAUUUACUAGCUAACGCCGCGUGGUUCCCGUUCCCGUAAGAAAACGGGGAUAAAAUAUAGCCUAUAGCCUUCCUCGAUCAAUUGGCGCGUUCAAUCAAACAAAUUCUUCAGCUUUAUAAUAUUAGUAUAGAUAAUUCUUUACUUGUUAUUUGAUGUGAAAUAGUUGUUACCUAUAUAAUUCGCUUUGCUAUAUUGGAAUAUUGUUCAAGACAUAUCUUCGAUAGAAAUCUUUGAAUAUUUUUUUUUUGUAAAUCAAAGAGCAUUCCUAUAGGAGCGUAGUUAGAGCACUGUUGUCAAUUUCAGGUAUUAAUUUUUUGUCUGCAAUUAUUAUUAUUAUUUAUUUAUUGUAAUUUGUAAGGUUUAUAAUUUAUGUAUUUGCAAUAAAGUCACCAGAAACAA
This is a messenger RNA of Bicyclus anynana (squinting bush brown), 10749 nucleotides long. It is a transcript of the gene Acf, whose product is annotated as bromodomain adjacent to zinc finger domain protein 1A. The coding region runs from base 258 to 4604 and encodes 1448 amino acids. The record is from RefSeq and is a predicted model, not a curated record. The transcript is spliced from 25 exons. NCBI's taxonomy places the organism in Eukaryota, Metazoa, Arthropoda, Insecta, Lepidoptera, Nymphalidae. Gene Ontology annotation, biological process: chromatin remodeling. Gene Ontology annotation, molecular function: protein binding.